Molecule: messenger RNA, 5207 nt
Organism: Candoia aspera
Lineage: Eukaryota; Metazoa; Chordata; Lepidosauria; Squamata; Candoiidae
Gene: CC2D1A
Product: coiled-coil and C2 domain containing 1A
Exons: 30
Coding region: 274-3303 (1009 amino acids)
Biological process (GO): regulation of transcription by RNA polymerase II
Cellular component (GO): nucleus
Molecular function (GO): RNA polymerase II cis-regulatory region sequence-specific DNA binding; DNA-binding transcription repressor activity, RNA polymerase II-specific
Source: RefSeq, a predicted model, not a curated record
UCUUUUUUUUUUUUGACCCUUUUAACGGGAAAAACCUGCCAACGGCUCAACAAUCAGCAAGCGGAUUUAGAGAGAAAAAGGACCAACACUCGCGGACGGCUGGCAGUAAGCCAAAGAGAGCAGGUACCGUAAAGCAGGAAGGGUAUUGCCGCGAGCAUCAAGGCAAGGGAGCCGUAAAGCCAAGCGCGGCGUCGAGGGCGGCUGCAGAAGGGGAAGCAGGAAAUCCGUCUGUCUAAUGCUAUCUUGCACUUACUGAGGGCAUAGUAAAGGAAAAUGAAGAACAGGAAGCCACCACCACCACCUUCACAAAGAAGCAAGGGGACUGCUGCAGCCAAACAAAUGGGCCUGCUGAUGGAUUUCUCUCCUGAAAACAUGAUGGCUAGCAAUGGGGAGGAUGAUCAGGAACUGGAAGCUGAAUUCCUGGCCAUUGUUGGAGGUCAGCCAGAUCCCAAACAGAAGCCAAAUGGAAAAACUCCUUUGCCAAUGGAGGCUAUUGAAAAAAUGGCUGCUCUCUGCAUGACGGACCUUGAUGAAGAGGAGGGGGUAGAAGAGGAAGAUUUGGAAGAUGAUGAUGAGCUAAUGGCUGAACUCACUGAAGUACUGGAGGAAGGUGGUAAGGCCCCAGAUAUUGUGGUACCUGCUGCUACUAAGGCAUAUGAUGCUCCAGCUGCUUCCAAUGCAUCUGAAUCCAUUUUGCUGGAAAGACUGGCCAUGUACAAGGCUGCAGUUGUUAAUGCAGAACAAGCGGGAGAAAGCUCCAAAAUGCGUCGCUAUGAAAGAGGCCUUAAGACUCUAGAAAACUUGUUGACCUCUGCAAGGAAGGGCAAAAAGAUUGAUGAAGAUGAGAUUCCUCCACCAGUAGCUACAGGAAAGAGUAGUAAUUGCCAGCAGGCUGCUUCUUUGAAGACCACUCCAGCCUCACAGCCCUCCGCCCCAGAAGGAAGUGCAAUGUUAAUCAACCACUUUACUCCAGAGUCAGCAGCUGCACCUCUUGAACAGUCACCAUCUAAAUCAUCCCCCAUAUCACAGCCGACUCCCAAAGUUCUACCGCCAAAACUUCCAAAGCCAAAGAUUUCUCCAACACCUGGUCUGCCACUCAGGUCCCCAGGAACACCACCAGAAACAUCUGCCCCAUCAGCAUCUUCCCUUUUGUCAGAUGCCCCAAACUCCAGCACUCAAGCUGUCCUGCAAGCCAGAGUACGGGAAUAUAAGCUGGCGGCCCUGCGUUCUAAGCAGGAAGGCAACAUUGAAAUGGCCACCAAAUAUUACCGCCUGGCGAAGAGUUUUGAACCUAUUUUAGAAUCUCUUAGUAAAGGAGAAGCUGUGGAUCUCAGCAAUCUGCCGCCACCUCCAGAUCAGUUAUCCAAGGAGAAGUUGUCCUCGCGUGUACAACAGACUCCUGUGGCAACCGCAACACCUCUUGCUCAAGCGGUAACUCUUCCAGCCCAAGGAGUCUCAAGUGCAGCUGAGAGGCCAGCACCCCCUCGAGAUAUGAUGGAGGCCCUGCAGCAGAGGAUGGACAGGUACAAGACUGCAGCAGCCCAGGCAAAGAGCAAAGGAGAGGACAGGAAGGCCAGAAUGCAUGAACGGAUUGUGAAGCAAUAUCAAGAGGCCAUCAAAGCUCAUAAAGCAGGGAAACCCGUGGAGUUUGCUGACCUUCCUGUGCCACCAGGUUUCCCUCCCAUCCAAGGAAUGGAAUCUUUGCCAGGAGAUCAGAGUUUUGCUGGGAUCCUUGAAACAGCCGUGAAACUAGCAAACGAGGACGAAGAUGCAGAAGAGACAAAAAAGCCUGACACCUGCGCAGCAGCAUCCAAGCCAGCCCCCUCAGUGCAGCUGAAGCUGCCACAUCAGCCAGGCCCACAAGCUGCCCCUGCAGCUGCAAAGCCAGCACCAACUGGUAAAAGUGCCCCAAAGGUGAUUGCAAAAGCUCAACAGCAGCUGACCUUCCUGGAAAACCGGAAGAAGCAACUGAAACAGGCAGCUCUCCGAGCAAAGCAGCAGAAUGACAUUGAGGGGGCCAAGCUGUUCUUAUGCCAGGCCAAGGGGCUGGACCCCAUGAUUGAGGCAUCACAAAGUGGGCUCCCAGUCGACAUAAGUAAGGUGCCCCAGGCUCCCAUGAACAAGGAGGAAUUCAUGCUUGUGCAGCGUAGCGGGGCCAACAUCUCCCCAGGAACAGCUGCCCAGUACACUGAGCUUGUGAAGCUAAUGAGACAGCAGCAUGAGAUGUGCAUCAGUUACUCAAAGCAGUUCACCCAUUUAGGGAACAUCACAGAAACCAUCAAAUUUGAGAAGAUGGCUGAAGACUGCAAAAAAAAUAUGGAGAUCUUAAAACAAGCACACGCCAAGGGACUUCCACUACCAAAAUAUCAUUAUGAGCAGCGGACUUUCAGCGUGAUCAAGAUCUUUCCAGAAUUAAACAGCAAUGAUAUGAUUCUUUCAAUAGUGAAAGGAAUCAACCUCCCAGCUCCUCCAGGCAUAUCUCCUGGUGAUUUGGAUGCUUUUGUUCGCUUUGAGUUUCCUUAUCCUAAUAUGGAGGAAGCUCAAAAAGAUAAGACCAGCGUGAUCAAAAACUCCAACUGUCCUGAAUUCCAAGAGAAGUUCAAGCUGUUUAUUAAUCGGAGCCAUCGAGGAUUCAAGAGAGCCAUUCAGUCCAAAGGAAUCAAAUUUGAAGUUGUCCAUAAAGGGGGGCUAUUCAAAAAUGACCGUGUGGUGGGAACAGCUCAAUUGAAGUUGGAAGCACUGGAGACCACUUGUGAGCUUCGGGAGAUUUUAGAGCUUUUGGAUGGUCGACGGCCCACUGGAGGCAGGUUAGAAGUGAUUGUCCGCCUCAGAGAGCCAUUGACGUCCCAGCAGCUGGAGACCACAACAGAGAAGUGGCUGGUCAUUGAUCCCCUCACUGGGCCACCAGCUGCCUUUCCCAAACCUAAGACAGCAGUAGCUCCUGUGAAAGACAUAGGCAGUAGCAAGGCAGCUUGUUCUCUGCAGAGCUUCAAUAUAUUAGCUUCUGACAAGGAGAGGCUGGAGAAAAAGAUAGUGGCAUACAAUCAAGCUGGUCAGCCACCACCCAGUGACCUGAUACAGCAGCAUCAGAACAUCAUUCAGAAGAUCACCUGGCAAAAGUCCCAGCUGCAGCGUGGAGGAGCUGCAAUCAUGAAAGAAUAUCUGACUCGACUGGAGCAGUACCAACAAUGGUACACAGAGGCAGCAAGGCGCCUUGGAAAUGAAGGAAAACGGGAGGCAGCUAAGGAUGCUCUUUACAAGCGCAAUCUGGUGGAGAGGGAGCUGCAGAAGUUUCAGAAAUGAAGGAGUGAAGAGCUAAAGUCAGAAAGCACUUAAAUCACCUAACCAAGCAGCUAUGCUUUUAAGCACCGUCUUUUCACUGUUAGGGUGAAGGGUAGUGGAGAGACCAAGAUGCAUAGGCUGUAUGCUGAUGGAUCAGUAAUGCCACGCGUUGAUUCUUGCUCAACUGAAUUUGCAGAAAGCUCUUCCUAGGCUUCACCAUAUCUAGAAAGGUGAAGUUUCCCUCAGUUCCCCACAAGUACAUGUAACCCUGAUAAGUGAAGAGAGACAAUCCACGUGACAGGUGCCUUAUAGCUACAUUUACCACUUCUUCCUCUUUUGCGCUAGGUGCUUUGCACUCCAUUUGAGCUCUGAUUUUUUUGCCUGAUCUAAUCUAACCCCUUCUUGGUGGUCAAGGAGAUCUAGUUGAGAUGCCUUGUGUGCGAAGUCUUGUAUGCCCAUCCCUGUGUGAUUCCAGUUUCUAAAUCUGCCUUGUAUGCCAGUUGGGAUGGAAGUCCUGUCCAUGUGGUAUCCUCCUCUACUGGCCAGGGGAUUUAAUAGGUUUAGAUGCCUAUUGUAGACAUCAAUUGCAGUGAUGGAAAGACUCCAGAACAUCCCAAAUUAACUGAGUUGGCCUAGUUAGGAAUUUGGCACUUUCAGUGUGUUUAAUGAGGUCAUUCCAGAAGCCAUCUAGUCUGCAUUCAUCUCCUAAAUUCUCUUAUAGCUACAUCUGCCAUUCUGUCCUCUUUUGCACCAGGCACUUUGCACACUCUAUUUGAGCUUUGAUUUUCUUGCCCUUAUUUGUGUAUUCUUCCACUGACAGUUGAAUAAUUCACUUUUGACUCAUCUAAUCCCUUCUCAGUGGUCAAAGAGAUCUAGUUGGGAUUCCUUGUGUGUGCAGUCUUGCAUGCCUGUGGGAAUCAAGCUUCUAAAUCUGCCUUGUAUGCCAGUUGAGAUGGAAGUCCUGCAUAUGUGGUAGCUGACUAGUCUGCCCCUUAUACAAUCCCUGUCAUGGAAAAUUAUAUAGCCACAAGACUCGCACUUUUUGAUGGAUCUGGACCUCUAACAUACUCUUUCAUUGUUUUUUCCUUGCCUUGGAGGGGCCAAGGGAAGAAGCAUCUAUGAGAAUGCUGAAGGAGAUGGUUCCUUUUUCUAAUGCAUAAACAGUAGCAGAGCAGUCCUUCUGCUAGGGAAGGAAUAACCAUUCAGUUCUGGUGCACAAACAGCUUGUGAGAUUCAAUCAUGGCACUCUUAUGCAGGUUAGAUCUCCUCAUAAUAUAUUUAAUUAUACUAUUUUAUUUCUGUUGAAUAGGAAAUGGUGUCUGAUAAUCACCAGUCCAUGAUACAUUAUACAGAGAGCCUGCAUCACUUAGCUCCCCUUCCCCAUUCACAAAUGUUUUCAGAAACAGAAGAAAUGCUGCUGAAACCUGUUGGGGUACUUUUUUUUCCUGUAAAGUCCCUUUUGACAGAUGGAAAUGUGACCUUUCCUGGUUCUUUUUUCUACAAUAGAUUGAGUAUAAGAAAUUAACUCAGGAUUGUUGCUGCUGCUCAGGAUGGAUGAGGUGAUGAGCUGUGGGUUAUAUCCAGAUUGUCUUCCCUGCCUUCGCCUACAUACCUUUUAAAACCAAAUUUUAGUUUAAUUCUAAAGAGGAUAAAAGAAAAAUAAAUGUACUAUGUACCCUUUUCUCCCCUGACCCAUUUUCACAAUCUCAUUUUUUAUAGAAGUGCCUGUCUGAAAUUAUUGUUCAGCCAGAGGCUUUCAGAGCCAAUGUUAAAAGCAAAGGCUGCAAAUCUGUGUUAUGGCUUUAUUUUAUGUAUAAGAUGACAUAAAUAUAUAACAUUUUUAAGGGAGGGAGGGGAGAGAUUGUGUUUAAAAUAAAAAUUCUAUAAUGCACCAGUAAUAAAACCUUCUUCAAACUUUCUUUUAA